UUUAUACGAUUGUUGGCAUCAAAUCGAGAAGCAAAGGAGACAAGAUUGCAAGUAUUUCAAGCGAAAACUAACCAAGCGAGAAUAAGCAGAAUCAUUAAGCGAAAUAUAUCCCACACGGAGGAAGCAAAUUAGGCGUGAAAAAUAAGUCCAAAAAUUACACGUUCCCCAAGGAUACGGAGAAGAGGGUCCAAAGAACUACCCCCGAUCCGACCGCUUACAGCGACCGUGUUGUGGCGCGCACGUAAAAGAAGCCGCGAACUAUUCGUUCCGUUUAUUCGGUCGCUGAGGAUUUUACAACAGGCUGCAGGCAGGAGGUGGAGUGAUAGUGCAUUUUCCCAGCUGGUUUGGAUUUUCCGUUUGAAAACGGUUCUUGGAAAAGAAGAUAUCAAAUAAUCCCCCUCAAUACACUAUCCGAGUUGUGCGGUUUAUUCACAAAAACAUUUAUAAAACGCGAUCGUGGAUGAAAGUGUGGAGCAGAACAAAAAUUAGUGGAAACCACAAAACUGAAUAUAAGCAAAACGAAGGCGGUACGGAAGCAGAGUUGCAGUGUGCUUUGAUAACGGCGAGAAUACAAGACUUUUAAUUUAUUUCUUUACGUGAGGAGAAGAAAGCGUAAGCAUUAGAUGCAUCUAAGUACUCCACUGGAGGCUGAACGUUAAUCAAGCGGUGGUUUCAGCAGCAGAAGUGAACAGUGCAAGCGAACAAUAUACUAAUAGCUAAAGAAAAUACGUACGUAACCGAUACGCGCCGCAGGCCGCAAGCAAAACACCCUUCCUCUUAAAGAUAACAGUUUCAUUAUCGCAAAGCCUGCGUUACACGCUCCUGUACGCUGGAAUCGGAGAGCAUAAAACAAAUGAUACUUCUGCUCAGAUAACGAAGCGCUAGAGUUUCAGUAUAUAAAAAAUAGUACGUCCGUACAGAUGCAAAAGUGCACACGGCAGGCGGUAAGCAGUUGAUGAACAAAGUCAGCGAAGGGAAAUACGUUGGCGAAUGGGAAAAAAGAAAUCCUACAGCACACAACAGUACACAGUGAUUCGAAAAUUGUGAAUAAUAGUUUAGUAGAGUUCUAUCUAGAAUACAAGCGAAAGUUGUGGUUGAAGUGAGUAAUUUUAAGUGCAACCACUCUGAUACUCAUCACUUAGCGUCAACGUGUGUCUCGGUGUUGCAAAAACCAAGGAGCGCGACGAAGGAGAGGGGUUUGGUUUUGAUUAUAUUUUUUAAAUUAAUCUAGUGACAGUACGUGUAGCCCCACCCCAAGUAAGGCCACGUGUAGCUACUGCCGUAACACACAGAGUCAGCAAAAAGCAACCACAGAAGUACUGUCCAGAGAAGUUACAUUAAUACGAAGCGACCUAGCACGCAUCCUUUCAUCAUCAUGAUGACGGAAACGUUGAAUUCGAAUAAUCAUCUCAGCCAGAAAGGCGAGAACAACAAAGUUGGUGACAUGGGAUGGAAGGCCAAACUUAAAAUACCGCCCAAAGAUACUAGAAUUAAGACUAGUGAUGUUACUGAUACCCGAGGAAACGAGUUCGAGGAGUUCUGUCUUAAACGGCCACUGCUGAUGGGCAUCUUCGAGAAGGGAUGGGAGAAGCCAUCCCCGAUCCAAGAGGCGGCCAUUCCGAUCGCACUCGUCGGCAAGGACAUACUGGCCCGCGCGAAGAACGGUACCGGCAAGACGGGCGCGUACAGCAUCCCUGUACUGGAGCAGGUCGACCCGACGCGGGACUACAUUCAGGCGCUCAUCAUUGUGCCGACACGAGAGCUGGCCUUGCAGACGUCACAGAUCUGCAUCGAGCUGGCGAAGCACAUGCACAUCCGCGUCAUGGUGACGACUGGCGGAACCAACUUGAAGGAUGACAUUAUGAGAAUCUACCAGAAAGUUCAAGUGAUCAUCGCCACGCCCGGUCGCAUCCUCGAUCUCAUGGACAAAGAGGUGGCCAACAUGUCGCAGUGUCGCAUGCUAGUAUUAGACGAAGCGGAUAAGCUGCUAUCGCAGGACUUUAAGGGCAUGCUGGAUCAUGUCAUAAUGAGAUUGCCAAAGGAGCGCCAGAUCCUCCUGUUCUCUGCGACAUUCCCCCUGAGCGUGAAGAACUUCAUGGAGAAGCAUCUGCGCGAUCCGUACGAGAUCAACCUGAUGGAGGAGCUGACGCUGAAGGGCGUCACGCAGUACUACGCGUUCGUGCAGGAGCGCCAGAAGGUGCACUGCCUCAACACGCUCUUCUCGAAGCUGCAGAUCAACCAGUCGAUCAUCUUCUGCAACUCGACGCAGCGUGUUGAGCUGCUGGCGAAAAAGAUUACUGAGCUGGGCUACUGCUGCUACUACAUUCACGCCCGCAUGCAGCAAGCCCACCGGAACCGCGUGUUCCACGACUUCCGAUCGGGUCUGUGCCGGAACCUGGUCUGCUCCGAUCUGUUCACUCGUGGUAUCGACGUACAGGCUGUGAAUGUUGUUAUUAACUUUGAUUUCCCCAAGAUGGCGGAGACCUACCUGCACAGAAUCGGUAGAUCCGGACGUUUCGGACAUUUGGGUAUCGCCAUAAAUCUAAUCACCUACGAGGAUCGUUUCGAUCUUCAUCGUAUUGAGAAGGAGCUGGGUACGGAAAUUAAGCCCAUCCCGAAGGUGAUCGAUCCGGCGCUUUACGUUCCACGACCGGAUGAUCAGAAUAGCACACAGGAAGAGCAAAACGUUAGUAAAUAAGCCGCGGAUGUUAGGGGUUCGAGGAUAGAAGGAAGGAGCAAAUAGAGGGAUUGGGGUUUGUGGGAAUAAUGAAAGGGUGAGCAAUAUAUUGCAAGUUGAAUGAGGGGAAAGGCGAAAGGGGGGAGAGAUUUGUGUACUAAUGGCGCAUCAUUGGGGUGUGGAAAAAAAACACACGAUAUGGAAACGGAGUGCUCUAAACUCUCUUGAGCUUGAAUUUUACUUAUUAAAACAGCAGCGCAACGUCGAUUAAAACACAAGGUUAUAGCAAGAGUUUUGCAAGUGAAGUCGAGCAACGUCACGGACUUGAACAUUCGACACAGACAACGGUAGGAACUUUGAAACUUCAAGAAAUGCGCCGAAAUGUUGUCUGCAUUUCACGAAUGACCUAAUGUUUCUGUUCAAAAUUGCGAGUUAGUCGCGACGGCGGCGUACGUGCAGGUUGUUGUGUAUGCCAGCAUGAUAUGGGAGAAGGAACCAAGCUCUUCUCGUCACCAGUUUGUCCCUAUGCAGACAAGAAAAACCAUACUUGGAAACCAACCUUUAUGUGGUAUAUUUCUGCUCGACUUUUACCAAAAUGUGUUUAGUCAGUUUCACCUAAAACCAAGUGAUUUAUUUUUACAAAUCGACAUUUCCCCUUGAUCAUCAUCAAACAAAAAGAGAGCUUUAUGUACUCCAUAACAUGUAAAAGUUAAUCCGGAAUAAUUACCAGUCCCUCGGUGCAAACCUGCAAAGUCGUCUCCCCUUUUGUAUAUUCCACGAUCAUCAUACAAUAUCAUACUAUCAGUUGAAAAGAAGAAGUGAUGGAGAAAUGGAGAGAGGCAGAGAGAGAGGAAUGGUGGCCACAUUUGAGAGAUGAGUACGACAAAGGAAAUUGAAGAAAUGUUUGGCAGAGCGCAAAAUUUGAAUGAUCGAUUGAACGGAUGAUACUGAAUUAGAAAGUUUAUGAAGGAGGAAACAAGAACAAAGCGGAAAUCAGAUAGAGCUCAAAGAAAUGCGGGCUCAGAGCGGGCUGAGUAGGAAGAGGAUUUCAGCAAACAAACAUACAAUCGGUGAAGAGAAAUCCAGGAGUCAGAAAAUAUUUGUUGAAAUCAGAUUUUUGACGCUUAUGUUUUUAUUGCAAAAGUAAUACAAUUAAUUUUGUUUUUUCCACUACCGCUAUUCCUGCACGGAAAAGUCGGUACACUGAACAUAUUGUGUAUGUGUGUGAGCGUGCGAGUAUGUUUGAGUGUGUAUGAAUGCACGUGUAUGUGGUUUUCAUUCCGGUUCCGGAAGUGCCCACGUGCGCUAGAAAGCAAGCGCGUAAAAGAAGGUAGGAGAAGUGGAGACUUCCGGUUGAAAUGCGUACUACUACGUAGCACGUGCGAAUCAAAAGGGGAUUCCCGCAUCUUCUACCACCCGGGCUUGUGGGUGUUAGUGAGUGUAUGGUGUCGCUGGGGACAGUCGUGUUCCCGUCAGACAAGCGUGCAUGAGAACACGAAUGAAAGCGAACAAAAACAGCAUAGGAAAUCUGCAGAUCCAUGAUUCAAAGUUCUUUUUCUAACUGGAUACUGCUGUAAAAAAUUGACCCUAAUGGAACAUAGCCGAUAAAACAUGCAGGCAGAGCAGAGACAGAAAGAGAGAGAGAGAGCUAGAGAGCAAAACAAAACACGUAGAAAAAAUGGAAUCGUUUACAAACAACUGCUAAACACGAGUGCGCUGGCAAGGGCGUAAUUUAUAUAUGAUGGAAAGGGACACGGAGGAACCCCCCAUAUGAUUGUACAUAUACCUUAGAGACUUAUAUAGCAAUUACAGACAGCGGAAAAGCAAACUGAAGCGAACGUUCUGCGAACCCUUGCUAGAGCGAGCACGAGCAGAGUGCAACAUAGGUAAUCACACAGAUGGGAAACUCACAUACAAUUGAAUACAAACAAUCCAUCAUUGAACUGAU
Molecule: messenger RNA, 4625 nt
Organism: Anopheles coustani
Lineage: Eukaryota; Metazoa; Arthropoda; Insecta; Diptera; Culicidae
Gene: me31B
Product: ATP-dependent RNA helicase me31b
Exons: 6
Coding region: 1376-2698 (440 amino acids)
Biological process (GO): P-body assembly; cytoplasmic stress granule assembly
Cellular component (GO): cytoplasmic stress granule; P-body
Molecular function (GO): ATP binding; RNA helicase activity; mRNA binding
Source: RefSeq, a predicted model, not a curated record